This is a messenger RNA of Penicillium roqueforti, 1038 nucleotides long. RefSeq names its product zinc-binding alcohol dehydrogenase family protein. The transcript has a single exon. The record is from RefSeq and is a predicted model, not a curated record. Gene Ontology annotation, molecular function: oxidoreductase activity, acting on NAD(P)H. The coding region runs from base 1 to 1038 and encodes 345 amino acids. Lineage: Eukaryota; Fungi; Ascomycota; Eurotiomycetes; Eurotiales; Aspergillaceae.
AUGAAGGCAGUCAUCAUCGCUCAGCCCAAGACCGAGGGUCUGGUCACUGAUCGACCCAUCCCCAAGCUUCGCGAUGACUAUCUACUCGUCAAGACCGUCAGUGUGGGCUUGAACCCCACCGACUGGAAGCACGUUGCCUACCUUUCUCCUCCCGGUGUUCUCGUCGGAUGCGACUAUUCAGGCACCGUUGAGGCCGUGGGCAAGGAUGUCAAAAAGGAUUUCAAAAAGGGUGACCGCGUAUGUGGCUUCGUGCACGGCUCCAAUGCAGUGCAGCCCGAGGACGGCACUUUCGCCGAGUACAUCGUCGCCAAGGGCGACUUGCAGUGGAAGAUACCCGAGAAUAUCAGCUUCCAAGAGGCCGCCACCCUCGGUGUGGGCAUCAACACCGUGGGCCAGGGCCUGUACCAGAGUCUGAAGCUUGCCCUUCCCACCGACCCCAUCAAGGAUGCCACUCCCAUUCUGAUCUACGGCGGCUCCACCGCGACCGGUACCCUGGCUAUCCAGUUUGCCAAGCUGUCGGGCUACAAGGUCCUGACCACUUGCUCGCCGCACCACUUCGAUUUGGUCCGCAGCCUAGGCGCCGAUGAUGUCUAUGACUACAAGGACCCGCAAGCCCCCGCUAAAAUUCGCAAGGAUACUGAUAACAACCUGAAGCUCGUGUUUGACUGUAUCUCGCUCGACUCCAGCGCUGCGUUUUGCGACAAUGCUAUCUCUACCGAUGGCGGCGAGUACAGCUCUUUGCUGAGCGUCAAGAUUAACCGUGCCAAUGUGAACGACCGCUACACCCUGGCUUAUACCACUAUCGGCGAGGCAUUCUCCUUCGGUGAUACGCCGAUCCCCGCCAAGCCGGAGGACAAGGCUCACGCUGAGAAGUUCAUUCCCAUUGUCGAGGAUCUGCUCGCCCAAGGAAAGAUUAAGGCCCACCCCACCAAGGUCGGCGAGCAUGGACUGAAGGGUGUGAUCGAGGGUCUAAAGCUGCUCAAGGAGGGCAAGGUCAGCGGCGAGAAGCUGGUCUACAAUGUCUCCGAGACCCCUUGA